AUGCCCUCGUCCACCAUGAGCAAUCCGAGCAUUAGGACCACAGGCCCAGAUUUGCAGCCAGACGAGAGUAACGACGACACGAAAUCCCCCGCAACCCGCAAAUCCCUCCACCAGAAUAUUAUUGGCAAACUGCGGCCGCUUCCUUUCCAGUACCGAUGGGUAGUAUGGUACGAAAAGCAGGUGGAGUCAACCAACUACGACGAGAGACUAUAUCUGCUACAUGGGGAUGUUGCGGAUAUCGCUACCUUUUACCGAGUAUACAACAAUUAUCCUUGGGAUAAAGUCAAGCUGCGAGAUUCAGUACAUAUUUUCAGAAAAGGAACGAAGCCAAUAUGGGAGGACCCCGAGAACGCGAACGGCGGGUGUUGGACUUUCCAGGUCCCCAAGGCGAAAUGCCACGCCUUCUUUCACGAACUAGCCAUUCUCUGCAUGGCGAAUGAACUACAAGCCGCCGUGCAAGGAGAGCACGAUCAUGUUCUGGGCGUGUCUUCCUCCGUCCGUUUCAAAACCCACCUCAUCUCUGUCUGGAACAAAGCCGGUAGAAAUGAAAAAUCCAUCCGAAUACUUGGGGAGACAAUCAUCGAGCGCCUUUCCCAUGAACUACGACCGGCCUCGUCAAAAACGUAUUACUAUAAACGGCAUGACGAGCAUGACGGGUAUGAAGCUGCCAUGAAAGCUGCCAUGAAGAACAAAGAGGAGAGUAAUAAUGCCACAAAUAAAGAGACCAGCCAAUGUCCAUCAAAGGACCCCGGCGGCGGGGAUGAAGCUGGGAAGUAA
Messenger RNA from Coccidioides immitis RS, 777 nucleotides. RefSeq names its product translation initiation factor eIF4E. The transcript has 2 exons. The coding region runs from base 1 to 777 and encodes 258 amino acids. The record is from RefSeq and is a predicted model, not a curated record. Gene Ontology annotation, cellular component: eukaryotic translation initiation factor 4F complex. Gene Ontology annotation, molecular function: translation initiation factor activity; RNA 7-methylguanosine cap binding. Lineage: Eukaryota; Fungi; Ascomycota; Eurotiomycetes; Onygenales; Onygenaceae. Gene Ontology annotation, biological process: translational initiation.